AUGAUUUCGCUGAUUCGUGAGGGUGAUCGAGACUUCCCUCCGCCGAUACCUGAACCUGGAACUGCUCCUAUAGCAGGAAUUCUCGGUCUGGGACAAGGAACCUCGAAUUUUUGUUUGGUGCUUCGGUUAAAAGUUGAUAAAAAAUUUGAAUAUUGCUUGGAGUCAUACGAUCUUGAGGAUGCUGAUGUUUCACACACGUACUUAAGAUUUGGUUCCGACGCAAUAAUUGGAGAAGGACCUGAAGUACUUACAACACCAGUAAUCCAAGAUCCAAACUUCGGGACGCCUUACUACUUGAAUCUAUUGGAUAUUGAUGUAAAUAACAAAAGCGUAAGGUUUGAAAAAAGCGAUUUCGAGAUUAAGGAGGAUGGAACUGGUGGGACUGUCAUAGAUUCAGGGUCUCCAUUAACCACUAUGAUUAGGCGUCAUUAUGAAAGAGUUGAGGAAGCGGUGUUAGAAUAUUUUGAAGAAUUUGGUAUUCGUCCUGUUGAUUCUGAACCUGGUUUCGAUCUUUGUUUCCGUGUACCAGACAAUUUCAGAAAGUAUCCAACGAUGACAUUUCAUUUUGAGGGGGCGGAUUUUGUUAUUCAACAAUGGUCUGGUAUUUUUGCCUCAUUCCAAGAUGUCAACUUGCUAUGUUUAGGUAUCGGUAGCUUGGACGACGACGAGGAAGGUGAUUUUAUGUAUGUUGUUAAUUUAGGAGCUAUGCAACAAGCUAAUAAGAGGAUUUUAUACGAUCUAGAUGCCAUGAAACUCUCAUUUACUGAAGAGGAAUGCAAUUUAGGUUCAUGA
Molecule: messenger RNA, 792 nt
Organism: Papaver somniferum (opium poppy)
Lineage: Eukaryota; Viridiplantae; Streptophyta; Magnoliopsida; Ranunculales; Papaveraceae
Product: aspartic proteinase CDR1-like
Exons: 2
Coding region: 1-792 (263 amino acids)
Cellular component (GO): extracellular region
Source: RefSeq, a predicted model, not a curated record